This is a messenger RNA of Funneliformis geosporum, 1620 nucleotides long. The record is from the annotation of a GenBank genome assembly. NCBI's taxonomy places the organism in Eukaryota, Fungi, Glomeromycota, Glomeromycetes, Glomerales, Glomeraceae.
AUGGCCGCUAAAUCUAGUUCUGAUGAAAUUGAUAUGGAACAGCAUGUGCUCCCCACAUCAUCGGAUACUUCAAAUAAAAAACCAUGGUAUAAAACACCUUCCGCCUACUGGUUACUACCGAUGUUUAUAGUUAUUGCGAUGACAAGUGGACUAAGUGCUGCCGCUGGAACCCAGCUUUAUGUAUUGGCUGUGUGUCACGAUCUCUAUCCAGAAAAGGUUCCUCUAUCAUUUAAAUCAAAUCUCGAUGAUGCGUGUAUCAAUGCUGAUGUGCAAGCCAAAGUUGCUCAGUAUCUUGCAAAGUCGAGUUUAUUUACAGCCAUUCCAGCUAUAUUUGUUCUUGGACCGCUCGGAACAUUAUCAGAUAGGAAGGGCCGUAAAUCAACUUUAUUGAUAUCGGCUGUAGGAACCUUUCUCACCACGUUAAAUUUGUUAUUAGUCAGUAACUUUUAUGAUAAGGUUGGAUUAUAUACCUAUUUAAUUGGGUCAUUUAUAGAUGGAGUAACUGGCGGUUUUUAUGCAUUAGCUGAAGCAAGCUAUGCAUAUGCUACAGAUUGUACUCAUCCAACACGAAGGAGUGUGAUGUUUGGAUGGAUACAAGGUGCCAUGUUCGCAGGAUAUUCAGCAGGACCCACGAUAGGUGGAUAUUUGAUAAAAGCAACGGAUAAUUUACUUUCGGUAUAUUAUGUGACGCUUGUAAUAUAUAUUUUGCUGGUUUUAUUUUACCUUUUUAUAUUACCUGAAUCUUUAUCAAAAGAUAAAUUGUUUGUGAACCUAAAACGUCAACAAGAACUAUUUUCAAUUAAUUGGACGGGAAUGAAAUGGAUUGAUUCCUUCCUUGGAUUAGUUUAUAGCAUGUUUAGACCACUAUUAUUGUUCCUUCCGAAUGGUAGACGACAACAAAAUAUUGAAAGCGAUAAAGUUCCUAUUUCUGCUACAAAAUAUUCAUUCUCAUUAUUAGCAGUUGUAUACUCCUUAUUAUCUGCUUCUAUAAUGGCAAUGUCAGGAGUGACCGUAUUAUAUACAUCAUUAGUAUUUAAAUGGACCUUGAUAGAACAAGGUUAUUUUAUAUUCUUAAUGAGUGGAACAAAAGUAUUUGUCUUAUUUGUCUUGUAUCCCCUAUUAGUAAGGUUUAAGAAACAAAUACUUUUGUUAUUAUCUAAAUUCAAAUCCAUCUUUUCAAAAAAUAUGAAAAAUAAUACGGAAGAGCAAGUCACCAUUGAUGAUGAUAGAAGUGAGGAAACUCUGCUUAAAAAGGAAUUGAUCUUUGAAGUUUGGGUAAUCAGAAUAGUAUUUUUAAUUGAUGGAUUGGCUCAUGUCGCUUAUGGUCUCGCAAAAUCUGGUUCGCUAUUUAACGGAGUCACCGUUAUAGCUGCCAUAGGUAUAAUAACUACUCCGGCGAUAAAAUCAUUACAGACAAAUUUAAUAUUCCCUACUCAAAUAGGUCAAUUAUUAGGUGGAAUAAGUGUAAUAGAUUCACUUCUUCGCAUAGUUGUUCCACCCAUAUUUGAUAAUUUAUAUGCUGUACUUGUUAAAACUUCUCCUGGUUCAAUAUGGCAUUGUAUAUCAGUCUUACUAUUCAUCGCCUUUUUCGUUUCAUUUGGCAUUGGUCCUCCUCAGUAA